ACUCCGCCUAUUUCUUCCGGUGUCGAGGAGAACCGCUGUGACACAAUCAUGGCGUUUGUCACUCAUUAUUUUACGCGAGCGCUGAGCUCUUCUAGCAUCCGAAAUGCCGUUAUUAAACAUGUCACUAUCAUAGGAGGAGGAUUAAUGGGAUCGGGGAUCGCACAGGUCGCGGCGUCAACCGGGCAUUCGGUAGUGCUGGUGGACACGUCUCAGGACAUCCUGAACAAAUCAACUAAGAGCAUCACGGGCAGCCUGCAGAGGGUAGUGAAGAAGAAGUUUGCAGACAAACCAGAGGCCGGCGAAGAGUUUGUUCAGAAGGUAAUGAAGAACAUUUCCACGAGCACUGAUGCUGCAUCUGUGGUGCAGAGCACUGAUUUAGUGCUGGAGGCCAUCGUGGAGAACCUCAAAGUGAAGCAGGAUCUCUUCUCUUCGUUGGAUAAAAUAGCACCAGAACACACCAUCUUUGCAAGCAACACGUCCUCUAUUCCUAUCUCCAAGAUCGCCGUCUCCACAGCUCGUCUCGACCGGUUCGGAGGGCUCCAUUUCUUCAACCCUGUUCCUAUGAUGAAGCUUGUGGAGGUCAUCCAGGCUCCUGGGACAAGCCAAGAAACAUUUAACACGCUCCUCGAUUUCAGUAAGGCGUUAGGAAAACAUCCAGUUUCCUGCAAAGACAGUCCAGGAUUUAUUGUAAACCGGCUGCUCGUUCCUUACCUUAUGGAGGCUGUGCGACUGUAUGAAAGAGGUCACGGAUCCAAAGAGGACAUUGAUGUUGCUAUGAAGCUUGGAGCCGGUUAUCCCAUGGGUCCUUUUGAGCUUUUGGAUUAUGUCGGAUUGGACACGUCCAAAUUCAUCAUCGACGGUUGGUAUGAGAUGGAUCCAGAAAACCCACUGUUUUCCCAAAGUCCACUACUCAACAAACUAGUAUCCGAGGGAAAGCUUGGCAAGAAAACUGGAGAGGGAUUCUACAAGUACAAAUGAGCAGAGCUGAAACGUACCUGAGCUUUAGUCAGAGAACAAAAAUCAUGAAAGCAUGUAGAGGUUGCCAGAAAAGCUGGGAUCAGACGAACGGAUCAUGAAACAGCACUUAUAUAAUAUAUGGACAUAAUAAAAAGAAUAAUGAUAAAUAGAACAAACACUAGCGCUUUGCUGUGAUGACACGUAGAGACAGUUUUGAAUGAAUUAUGCACGUCAUGGUAUUGUAUGUCAGCGCUAAAAUCAAGAAUGCGAUUUCUUGGAUUUAAGUCUUCAGAUGUGCAGUACUGACAGGUUUGAAAAUCGAGUCACUUUGCAAUUACUAUGAGUCAUAUAGUCCUGAGAGAUCGUAAGUGAUGGUGAACAUACUGUGUGAUUGUGACCCGUCACUUGUUUUCUGCACAUUUCAUGUUUAACCUGUGGUUAUUUCUGCAAUACAAGCAAACACUUAAAAAUA
Silurus meridionalis is the source of this 1429-nucleotide messenger RNA. It is a transcript of the gene hadh, whose product is annotated as hydroxyacyl-CoA dehydrogenase. The transcript has 8 exons. Bases 49 to 978 code for a protein of 309 amino acids. The record is from RefSeq and is a predicted model, not a curated record. Gene Ontology annotation, biological process: fatty acid beta-oxidation. Gene Ontology annotation, cellular component: mitochondrion. Gene Ontology annotation, molecular function: (3S)-3-hydroxyacyl-CoA dehydrogenase (NAD+) activity; NAD+ binding. NCBI's taxonomy places the organism in Eukaryota, Metazoa, Chordata, Actinopteri, Siluriformes, Siluridae.